Molecule: messenger RNA, 1572 nt
Organism: Trichoderma reesei QM6a
Lineage: Eukaryota; Fungi; Ascomycota; Sordariomycetes; Hypocreales; Hypocreaceae
Product: glycosyltransferase family 4
Exons: 4
Coding region: 16-1569 (517 amino acids)
Biological process (GO): protein N-linked glycosylation
Cellular component (GO): endoplasmic reticulum membrane
Molecular function (GO): GDP-Man:Man(3)GlcNAc(2)-PP-Dol alpha-1,2-mannosyltransferase activity
Source: RefSeq, a predicted model, not a curated record
AUCGCGGCGACUUUGAUGGCAGUUGCGCCGUUGCUGCUGCUCCUGAUUCCCUACUUUGGCGCCGGCAUCGGAUGGAUCCUGCGAACCAAGACUGACGGCACGCGGAAACACCUGGUCAACCUGAUGAACGAGGAGCACAAGAAAUACCUGCAGCAACGCAAAGGAUCGGACUCGCCCAGCACGACCAGCGACUCAUUGGACGAAAACGGCGAGCUCAAGGCCUCUACAGACUGGGAUGGAGUUGUUGGCUUCUUUCACCCCUUCUGCAAUGCUGGAGGUGGCGGAGAGCGAGUUCUGUGGGCUGCGAUUCGAGCGACGCAAGAUCGAUGGCCGAGGGCCAAGUGCUUUGUGUAUACUGGAGAUCGCAGCCUGGCCAAGGAUGCGGUUCUGAAGCGGAUCAAGACCCGAUUCAAUAUCCAGCUCCACGCCCCGACGAUCCAGUUCCUCGACCUGUCCAAGACACGCUGGGUCCUCGCUUCCAGAUGGCCAGUCUUUACUCUUCUUGGACAGUCGUUCGGUUCGAUAAUCUUGGCCUGGGACGCCUUCACCCUUCUGGUUCCCGACAUCUUCAUCGACACCAUGGGCUUCGCAUUUGCGCUCAGCUUUUCGAAACUCUUGUUCCGGCGCGUGCCGACUGGCGCGUAUGUGCACUACCCGACCAUCUCUACCGACAUGUUGGAAUCUCUGGAUCCUACAUCUGCAGUAGGCUCCCAGGGAGUCAAUGCGGGUCGCGGUACCGGAAGUAAGGGCGCUGUGAAGAAGGCAUAUUGGCGCUUGUUUGCUCAGCUCUACUCUGUUGUUGGAUCUUCCAUCGACGUGGUCAUGACCAAUUCCACAUGGACUCAGGGUCAUGUGAAGAGCUUGUGGGGUCCAUAUCGUCAAGACAAAGAUCGGGAACACCCCAUCACAGUCGUAUACCCCCCGGUGGCUGUGAGCGAGUUCGAGAAGGAAGUCGAGGUCUCCGCCGAGAGCGAAACGAAACGCGAGCCGAUCCUGGUGUACAUUGCUCAAUUCCGCCCCGAGAAGAACCAUCAGCUUGUGAUUGAGUCUUUUGCCAACUUUGUCAAGACCAAGACGAAAGCUGCAUCGAGGGCGCAGCUGGUCCUGAUUGGAAGCGUCCGAGACGACUCGGAUUCCAAGAGGGUCUAUAAGCUGCGGCUGUUGGCCAAUGAGCUCGGUGUCAAGGAUCGCGUUCAGUUUCACAUCAAUGCGUCUUGGGCAGAGAUCCUCGACUGGACAAGGAAGGCCUCUGUUGGCGUCAACGGCAUGUGGAAUGAGCAUUUUGGAAUAGGGGUUGUGGAGUAUCAGGCCGCCGGUCUGAUUGCCGUCGUUCACGACAGUGGUGGCCCUAAGCUGGACAUUGUCACCGAUAUUGAUGGUCAGCCAACAGGCUUCCACGGAUCAACGGCAGCCGAGUUCGCGGCGGGCUACGAAGCGGCGCUUUCGCUCGCCGAUCCGCUGGCAAUGCGUCUGCGCGCGAGGAAAUCAGCAAAGAGAUUCUCCGAGGAAGUGUUUGCGGAGAGGUGGCUGGCGCAGAUGGACCGGCUGGUGGCCCUUUGCAAAAGGUGAAGC